This is a messenger RNA of Dermatophagoides farinae (American house dust mite), 2192 nucleotides long. It is a transcript of the gene Sap47, whose product is annotated as Synapse-associated protein 47kD. Gene Ontology annotation, cellular component: synapse; nucleus; cytoplasm. Gene Ontology annotation, biological process: regulation of short-term neuronal synaptic plasticity; TORC2 signaling. NCBI's taxonomy places the organism in Eukaryota, Metazoa, Arthropoda, Arachnida, Sarcoptiformes, Pyroglyphidae. The record is from RefSeq and is a predicted model, not a curated record.
UGAAAAACAAAAAAAAAAAAAAAAAUAAAAAAUGAAAAUUACAUUGGGUCCUACCACUUACCACCACCAAUACAAUACGAUUGAUGAUAGAAUAUAUUAACCAUAAAAUAGAAAUUCUUGCCAAAACAAAACAAAAACGAUUCUAUAGACUAACCACGAUAAAAAAAAGCAAGUAAAAAAAAGAAGAAGAAGAAUUAUCCAUUGUAUUCCAAGGACCUGAAUCGAUAUCAUCAUCAUCAUCAUCAUCAUUAUUAUUAUUAUCAAAUCUAGUCGUUGAAAGAUAAAUCGAAUAUAAAGCUUCAUCACCAUCAUCAUUAUUGUUUCAUUCUUCAUCUAUCUAUAUAUAAAUACCGUAUUCUUUGUGCAUACACUUAAACUCAAAUCCAGAAUCAUUCUUGAAUUAUUCUAAUCAUUGUUCUAAUUCGUAAACAAGAAAAGAAUAGUUUGUAUGUUUAAGAUCAUAUUCGUCUUAUUCGUAUAUUCAUCAACAUCAUUAUCAUUCAAGUUGUUGUCGUUUUGAGCUUUAUCGUUUUGGCAAAAACAAAAAUUUUCUCUAAAAGAUUCUAAAUUUUUUUUUUAUUUGAAUCUUUGUAUGUUUCAAGUGCUUCAUAUAUCAUCAUUAUAUCUGCAUCGAUCCAUUUAUUUUCCAUCCAAUAUUUGUCCGAUACAAUAAUCGCCAGAAUUUGUGUAAAAGAAUUUCCUCCAUUCACGAAUUUCAAUUGGUUGGCUUUUUUUGAACAUUUUUUAUUAUUAUUAUUGUCAUUUUUUUCGAGAAAAAAAAAUGGAUUUUUUCUCCAACAUUCUCAAGAAUACAGUGAAUAAAGCCGAAACAUUGGGUAAAGCAGCAACGGCUGCUGUUAAUUCUACAUUGAAUCCAACCGGAUCAAAUACAACAACAACAACAACAACCGGUAAUGAUGAACAAAAUGAUAAUAAUACAACUUAUGAACAACAACAACAACAAGAAGAUGUCAAUAAUGUUGAUGUCAAUUAUAGUGACGAUCAAACAUAUACGACAACAGCAGCAGCAUAUGCUACUGAAGAAUUGUUGAAUAUGGAUGAAAAAUCAUCGGCUGCUGCAUUCAAUUAUGCUGAAACAUCACAAAAAGCCAUUGAAUCGGCCAAAUAUUUUGGAAAUUUCAUUGCAAAUGUAGCAAGUAAAGCUGGACAAACAGUAACGGCAACAGCAAAACAAUUGAAAAGUACAGUGGAAAAUGUUGGCCUAAUGCAAGAUUUUACCAAAGAACAGCAAGAAUUUAUUAAAGAACAUGGUGGUAAAACUGAUUUGGCUGAACCACCAUGGAUUGGUUGUGAUGAUGAAGAAAAAGUUAAAGUGGAAAUAUUAAGCCUUUCACAGGAUAAACGAAAUUUUGUUCGUAGUCCACCGGCUGGUGUUGAAUUUCCAUUCGAUAUGAAUGAUUCGUAUCCGGUUGCAUUGGCAUUAUUACGUGAAGAUCCUGAGCUUGCUAAAAUGCGAUACGAAAUUGUUCCUAAAUUAGUAAAUGAGGAAACAUUUUGGAAAAAUUAUUUCUAUCGUGUAUCGCUCAUUAAACAGGAUCCAAAUCUUGCCAGUAAUAAUUUGGGAAUUGGAAAUAAUGGUAGUGGUGGUGGUGGCGGUGGUGGUACUGGUAAAGCAUCUGGUUGGGGUUCAUCAAAAUCAUCAUCAUCUGAAGGACCGGAUGAUCCAAAUGAUCAAAUUGAAACGAUGGGCGAAACUGAAUUUAUUUCGGAUACAUUCCAAAAUUCCAAUAUAUCGGUUGAUGAUGUACGCCAAGAUAUGUAUAAACUUGGCAUUCAUACCAAUGAUGACAUUGAUGAAGAACUAGCUAAAGAUUUGCAAGAAUUUGAUUUUGUUUCCAAUAAUGAAACCGGAAAAGUUGAUGAUGACGAAAUCAACAGGGAGCUUGCCAAUUUCGAUAUUAAAUAAAAUAAAAAACCCAAUAUUUUCAAUCGAUGUGACCAAAAACAAAGAAGACCACAUACACACACACACAGACACAUCUUAUAUCACAAACAUAAAUACCUGGUCUAUACAGAAUAUCAUCACGCACACACACACACACACACAGCUACCACCACCAAUGUUAUAUGCACGAUAUAAAUAUGUAGUGAACGUAAAUUUUCAUUUUUUUCCCUAUUUAAAACAUUCAUUUUAUGGAAUUUAAAUUCUGAAAAAUGAAAAAUGACACAAA